AUGUCAAGUGUAUGUGGGAUUUACAAGAGGUUUGAGGCACACUUAUUGAUGAUUAUAGCUCAAUUUGGCUACACUUUUCUAUACUUCAUAACUGAAGCUUCUUUCAACCAUGGAAUGAAUGUCCAAGUUUAUGUGACAUAUAGGCAUUUUGUGGGUGGUUUGGUAAUGUGGCCUUUGGCUUACUUCUUGGAGAGGAAAAGUCGCCCGAAAUUAACGUUUGCUUUAUUCUUUGAGAUCUUUGUGCUUUCACUACUUGGAGUUAGUUUGACUCUAAAUAUGUACUUUGCAAGCCUGAGAUAUACUUCUCCCACCUUCCUUGCAUCCAUGGUGAACACCAUAGCUUCCAUGACUUUCAUAAUUGCAGUGGUAAUUAGAAUUGAGAAGCUUGAUGUUAAGAGCUUACAUGGGAUUGCAAAGAUGGUUGGUACACUAGUUUCCUUGGCAGGUGUCACCGUCAUGACAUCGUACAAAGGACCAAGAGUGAGAAACUUAUGGAAUGCCCUAAUUCAUAUCCAAGGAAAUACAAUCCAUGAAGAUUGGGUGAAAGGUUCACUGCUCACAGUGGCUAGUUGCAUUACUUGGUCUAUAUGGUAUAUUAUGCAGGCAAGCACACUAAAGCGAUAUCCUGCGCAGCUCUCCUUGACAACAUGGAUGUCUCUUCUCGGUGGCCUGCAAUCUGCAGUUUUCGCCGCCAUUGUGGAGCGUGAUCCAAAAGCUUGGACUGUUGGUUUCAAUAUAGACAUGUGGAGCAUAAUCUAUGCUGGAGUGGUAUGCUCUGGUGUCAUAAUCUUCAUCCAGUUGUGGUGCACUAAAGAAAAGGGCCCAGUCUUUGUGACCAUGUUCAACCCCCUAUCAACUGUUUUCGUUGCCAUCCUAGCCUAUUCAGUUUUUGGUGAAAAACUUUAUGUAGGAAGUGUAUUGGGAGGAGUCAUGGUUAUAAUUGGGCUCUACUUGGUGCUAUGGGGAAAGGAAGCUGACCAAACAACAUCUGAUAUGCCUUCUCAAGAAUGCCAAGAGAGAAAGGAAGAUAAUCUAAAAGAGGUCUUACAAGUUUAG
This is a messenger RNA of Amborella trichopoda, 1056 nucleotides long. RefSeq names its product WAT1-related protein At5g07050. Gene Ontology annotation, cellular component: membrane. NCBI's taxonomy places the organism in Eukaryota, Viridiplantae, Streptophyta, Magnoliopsida, Amborellales, Amborellaceae. Gene Ontology annotation, molecular function: transmembrane transporter activity. The record is from RefSeq and is a predicted model, not a curated record.